Penicillium subrubescens is the source of this 826-nucleotide messenger RNA. Its product is annotated as FKBP-type peptidyl-prolyl cis-trans isomerase. Gene Ontology annotation, molecular function: peptidyl-prolyl cis-trans isomerase activity. The transcript has 6 exons. The record is from RefSeq and is a predicted model, not a curated record. NCBI's taxonomy places the organism in Eukaryota, Fungi, Ascomycota, Eurotiomycetes, Eurotiales, Aspergillaceae. Bases 108 to 473 code for a protein of 121 amino acids.
AGAAAAUUUGCGAAUCAGCGUUGCCCCUCGUUUUCAAACCUCCUCCCAUCCACCAUUGACCUCCAACUAUCAACCCCAAUUCCACCAUUAUCAAAGAAUCAUCAAAUAUGGGUGUCGAGCGAAAGAUUAUUACCCGUGGCAACGGCUCCGACUCGCCCGCCUCGGGCGAUAAGGUCGCGAUCCACUAUACCGGCUGGCUUUAUGAUGCCAAGAAGGCCAACAAGGGAUUCCAAGGCAAGCAGUUUGAUAGCUCUCGCUCGCCUGGCCGUGGUCCUUUGAAUGUUCAGAUUGGUGUUGGGCAGGUCAUCAAGGGCUGGGAUGAGGGUGUCCAGCAGAUGACUCUGGGUGAAAAGUCCAUUCUCACCAUUACUCCUGACUACGGCUACGGUGACAAGUCGGCUGGCAAGAUCCCCGCUGGCUCUACUCUGAUCUUCGAGGUUGAGCUGCUCAAGAUCAACGACAAGAGCGCUUAGAUACAUUGGUUGGAACCUGGUAGGCAGGAACCUUGUUCUAUCACGGGCACUUCUGCUCUUCUCCGAAUAUCAGGACACGAGAAAACAACAAAUGAUCUCAGUCAAAGUUCGUUGUCUAGUAUCAAGUAAGCGCGGUAUUGCGUAGUCCCAGCGCUGGGUUACAUUGCGCCCCAACCUUAAGCAGCCUCGUUUCAUCGUCAAUGUCAUUGUAUGCUAGAUUGAUUGGCGAGAAUUUUGUUAGAGAUUCUCAAUAAAUAGAAAACGAGCAGUGCAAUUGGUUAUAAACGCAAUGCAUUGAAUGUGCAUUGACAUUUGACAAAUUAGUGCAUGAUUGCAUUUUGUGCAACCCGAGG